Molecule: messenger RNA, 3647 nt
Organism: Oenanthe melanoleuca
Lineage: Eukaryota; Metazoa; Chordata; Aves; Passeriformes; Muscicapidae
Gene: RPS6KL1
Product: ribosomal protein S6 kinase like 1
Exons: 10
Coding region: 58-1986 (642 amino acids)
Biological process (GO): protein phosphorylation
Molecular function (GO): protein kinase activity; ATP binding
Source: RefSeq, a predicted model, not a curated record
GGGCCGGGCCGUGCGCCGCUCCCGUGAGCCCGCAGCCCCGCUCCGCUGCCCCGGGCCAUGAGCCGCGCCGAGGCCGAGCCCUGCCCCCGGGCGCUGGCCCAGGCCCGCGCCUACCUGGGGCAGCGGCGGGGCCGUGCGGGCCCGGCGGGGCCCGAGGGCGGCGGGCGCCGGGAUUACCUGGUGGAGGCUGCGCGGCAGCUGCGGCUGGCGCUGGAGCGGGACGUCAGCGAGGACUACGAGGAGGCCUUCAACCACUACCAGAACGGCGUGGACGUGCUGCUCCGCGGCGUGCAGGUUGACCCCAACAAGGAGCGUCGGGAGGCCGUGAAGCGGAAGAUCACCCAGUACCUGCGGCGUGCCGAGGAGAUCUUCAAUUGCCACCUGCAGCGGGCGGCGGGCGGUGCCAGCACCACUGCCACGGGCUACAGCAGCCUGAGCUUCCGGCCCAUCAGGACCCUGAGCUCAGCAGUGGAGAACCUGAGGCGCUGUAAGGUUGUGGGAGUGAUUGAUAAGGUGCAGAUUGUCCAGGAUCCAGCCACUGGUGAGACCUUUAUACUCAAGAGCCUCCCCAAAUCCCACGUUGAGACCCGUAAGCGACAGACCAUCAUCCCUCAUGGGGUCCCCUUCAUGGUCAAGCUGUUGUGCUACUAUGUGAGUGAGGACUCCAUCUUCCUCCAUCUGGAGCACGUUCAGGGAGAGACACUGUGGUCUCACCUCCGCUCCAAGUAUUGUGUCCAGCAGGACUGUGCUGAUGCAAGCACCAUUCAAACCCUGAGGGACCAUGGCACAGAGGAUGGUGUGGGAAACUCCCAGGGUGGCAGCCAAGUAUCCAUCCUCCCUGUUUGGAAAGGCAGUGGCCUCCCAGGCUCUGUGAACUACCAAGUGUUGGGAAACACGGAUGCCUCACUCCCUCAGGAGCAGUCCCCUGGCAACACAGACUCUGGCUCAGGGAACCACUGCCAGCUUCUCCUGGCUCCUGCUGGUGGCAGAGGGGCUGCACCUGGAGGACAGGAUCUGAGUGUGGCACAGACUGUGUCUGGUGUUGUGGACCAUUUUCCAGCAGCGUCAGCCAAAUGUCCUGGCCACCUCGACAGCCAGCAGGGCCUGGUUGUUUACCCAUGGAAUGAUCUAACCAGUGGCACAGGCUGCAUAUCUGAGAGAACAGCCUCCCAACAGGGCCCCAGGCUUCCCCAGGGACUUGUCCCUGUACCAAAGACUGUGAGAAGGGGCCAGCCAGGGGCAGGGCAGCUGCCAGCUCAGAAAGUGUCUGAGGCCUGCCAGGCUCAGCCCCUCCAUACUGUGGGUGAGAGGCAGCUCCCUGCAGGAGUUGCCCUGUCCAGCUCUGGCAAACCCAGUGUGUCUGACCCAGCCAUGUGGGAGCCCUCGUGGGGAGCAAGCCUGACCUGUGGCCGGCUCAGCAAACAGCCACCAGCAGGACAAUACAGGGCUUUGGCUUCCCAUGGGCACAACCGGAGAGCAUGGGCUGUAAAGGAAGAGCAGGUGCAGCUGUGGGCAGCAGAAAUCCUCCUGGCCUUAGAGGGACUUCACCAACAGGGGGUAUUGUGCCGGGACCUCAACCCCAGGAACUUGCUGCUUGAUACAGCUGGUCAUGUCCGUCUCACCUUCUUUGGCCAGUGGACAGAGGUGGAGCCCCAGUACUGCAGCCAGGCACGGGAAGAGCUGUACAGUGCUCCAGAAGUGGGGGGCAUCAUGGAACCCACCGAAGCAGCUGACUGCUGGAGCUUUGGCUCUCUCUUGUAUGAGUUGCUGACAGGAGUGCCACUCUCCCAAAACCAUCCAUCAGGAAUUCAGCCUCAUACCCAGCUGCACCUGCCAGAGGGCCUCAGCCUGGCUGCUACAUCGCUGCUUACUGAGCUCCUGCAGUACAAUCCAAAACGGCGCUUGGGCUCUGGAGGAGGUGGAAUAACAAAGCUGAAGUCUCAUUCCUUCUUCAGCACAGUCCCAUGGAACAAGCUGGUGGGCUAGGUAGUCUGUCCUUCCCCCAGGAAAGGGGCCCUGGGCUGCUUCCCUGGCACUUGUGAACCCACAUGGCACUGGCAGCACUGCCUGCUGGGGAAGGCUUGCCUCAAGGGCUGGGGUACACAUGAGGUUUUGCAGUCUUACAUAUCCUCUGUCUCUGCUUGUUUGUUGGCAUCUCCAAAUAGGAGGCAUCAGGCUGGGCCAGGCUGUCUUCUCCAGGUCCUCCCUGGUGGGAAAAGGAACCUGGAUGCCCACCUCCAAGAAGUGGUGGUGUUCCUCUUCUUGGGACAUCCCUUCCUCAGCUCAGCACUCUGCCCUGGAACUCCCUCCCUGUGUUUUCUAUCCUCACAGUAACCCCCUGCUCUGUUCGUUUUUGUGGCUUUCAAAUGCACCCUGCUGGGCCCUGCUGGCUGGAGCCCAAGCCCUUGGUCUCUGCCCCUUCCUGACUGCAUGGUGGGGGGGGGGGGGUCGGGUCAGUCAUCCCUGCUGCAGGGUUGAGACAAGGAGCAGCCCUCUGCUUUUCUCCCCCUUGCCCUCUGAAAAAAAUAAACUACUCAGUAUCACUUAGAGAAGUGUCCUUUUGUUUCUGAGCUGCAUCAGCCAGGUGUAGGCCAAGCCUGCUGAGUGACCCAAAAAGAGACCUAAAUCUGUUUCUGAAACCUGCCAUGAGCCCUGGGUCGGUGUCACCCCCAGCCAUCAGCACUCUGCAGCUAAACCCCAUGUGGCACUGGCACCCUUGUGCUCCUCCCUGCCUCACAGCCUCUCAGGUCUGCACAGCUGUAUGGCUGCAGCUCAGAUUUGGGAGAAAUGCCUGGGUUUUCUUCCAGCCUUUUGUCAUUGUUAUGUGUUGUGGCUCCAGCCUUCCAAGUUUGGGUGCUCCUUUCCACUGGCAGGACAGCAGCCCUCCCAGCCAUGCUCUGAGCACAGUCAUCCCUGGCAGACCACACAGGGAGGAUUUAAAGGAGUGAACUCUGAGAGCCAGCACCGAGGGAAGGAGGCCAAGUGUACAUACAUUCUGGAUUAAAGAAAAAGCACAAACACAUGUGUCUGCUGACAGCCCAAGGUGGAGGCUGCUGCGCUCAGUUGUGCAAGUCAAAGCCACAGGCUGAAGGAUGAACUCGCAAUGGCAGUGGGGCAGUUCUGUCCCUCCCCUCCCACUCUAUAGUAAGGAAUUACUGGUAUCAGCAACACGUCUCUGUGGCUAACUGGUUCCAGCUCCUGCUUGCCCGCAGCAGUAAAGAGACCCUCCCAGGCAGCAGCAGGAGCACUCGUCCACCAGAGGGAAGCAGAGCUCUGGACAAACUCAUCUACACCAGCAAAGGUACAGACACCUCAACUGCUGUGCAGAAACUGGGGGACUGAGCAGGGAGCUGGCUACUGAUGCCACAGAAGGCCAGAGAGCAGGAGCAGCUGAGCCUGGGGCUUUUCCUCUCCCUGGUAGCCUGCACUGGCUGAACCCUCCAGCUGCAGCCUUGCACCCCAAUCCACCAGCCUCCUAAUCCUGUGAUUCAAGGGAGGCUCAGGAGGAAGGCCCCUGUGUCCAAAGCCACAGCACGACAUCUUGCAGCUCAGUGCCAUGGGUAUCAUCCAAGUGAGUCAAAAGAAGUUUCAAGCACUACUCUCUUACAGCAAGCAUUGACAGGGCAGAUUACAUUAAGCAGUUUGCU